Messenger RNA from Cololabis saira (Pacific saury), 10181 nucleotides. It is a transcript of the gene ralgapa1, whose product is annotated as Ral GTPase activating protein catalytic subunit alpha 1. The transcript is spliced from 46 exons. The coding region runs from base 246 to 8600 and encodes 2784 amino acids. NCBI's taxonomy places the organism in Eukaryota, Metazoa, Chordata, Actinopteri, Beloniformes, Belonidae. The record is from RefSeq and is a predicted model, not a curated record. Gene Ontology annotation, molecular function: GTPase activator activity. Gene Ontology annotation, biological process: positive regulation of GTPase activity; regulation of small GTPase mediated signal transduction. Gene Ontology annotation, cellular component: cytoplasm; nucleus.
UCCUCCCUCCUGCGCCAUGAUGUUUUCUCAGCGAAGGAGCAGCCAGUUAAACCUCCAAGGCUGCAGUCGGACACCGCUGUGAGGGGAGCUGCGAUGGAUGGACGUGUCCCUCUCUUUACGUCCUACAUAUUUGACUUCAGUCUGACAGGAAUGCGCCCUCUAAUCUGAAAGAUUUCACCCCCAAACCAAGCCCGUCUCAGUGGCCGCACAGCAACCAGCGCCUCCGCGCGUCUCCUGCCUCAGGAAUGUUCUCAAAAAAGCCUCAUGGAGACGUCAAAAAAUCAACACAGAAAGUGUUGGACCCAAAGAAGGACGUGUUGACGAGGCUCAAACACCUCAGAAUAGUCAUAGAAAACUCUGAAGCUCUAGAUCUGAAGCAGUUCUUUGAUAUGUACUAUUCCCACAUCUACUAUGUCUUCUUUGAAAAUUUUGUCACCAUUGAGGUCAGCCUCAAGCAAAAAGGUCACAAGUCUCAGAGGGAGGAGCUGGACUCAAUCCUCUUCAUCUUUGAGAAAAUUCUCCAGCUUCUGCCAGAAAGGAUCCAGAACCGGUGGCAGUUCCACAGCAUUGGGCUUAUCCUCAAGAAGCUGUUGCAUACUGGGAACUCUCUGAAGAUCCGCCGUGAGGGCGUGCGCCUCUUCUUGUUGUGGAUGCAGGCGCUGCAGAAUAAUGCAGAGCGUGAGCAGCUCUGCAUGUUUGCUUGUCUGAUUCCUGGUUUCCCAGCUCCACUCUGUCAUGGGACGCCACGCACCCUGGACACUUUGAUCAACCCACCACUGACUUUGACAGAGACUCAGGUAACACCAGAAGAGAUUACACCAUUGGUCGCUCCACAGUCAGGUGACAAGAACCAGGAAGAUCUCACUGGUUACUUUCUCGAAGCUCUGCUGAAAUACAUGGUAAACCAGGCGAAAUCUCUUGAGUGGCGUUGUAAAGAGAACCAUGAACGAGGCUUCAGCUUCCUCUUCGGUCACUUCAGGAAGUUUUACCUUCCUCACAUAUUCCCCAACUUUGGCACGGAAACCAGCCUCUACAGCCCCAUGUUGGAUGUGCCCCCAAUGCGUCCGAAGCCAUACUACAGCGUAGUGCGGAGAGAACAGGAGAAUGGUGAAACUGUGUACUGUACCAAGGAGAGUUUCCUUCAGGCCCGCGUCAUCUUUAUCCGCUGGCUGGUUUCCUUCUGGCUGGAGCCAAGGCCCAACACACAAACACAUAUCCCAGGGACAGAAGGAGAAAAUGUCCCAAAGAACAUACAGCGAGCUGCAGCUGGACUGGUUGCUCGUUCUGCAGGCAGCUCUGAAGACAGCGGCGGAGGAGGGAUGCGCUCUGACAGCCACUUGGACGGGAGCGGGAGCUCGUUGGGGCCGGCAGGAGGAAGCAUGGGGAUCGGUGGAAGUCCAGGGAUCGUGGGGGAAGUCGAACAGAGCCACUCCAACACAUCCACCUUGACAGAGAGAGAGCCCAGCUCCUCGUCGCUGUGCUCCAUGGAUGAAGAGCAGCUGACAGACAUGGAGGUGGUGAGGAGGGUACUGACCAGCUCCAGAACCAACGUCAACUUCAUCACAGAGAUCUUUAGACAGGCCUUUCUUCUUCCCAUGUGUGAGGCAGCUGCUAUGCGUAAAGUGGUCCGUGUUUACCAAGAGUGGAUUUCUAUGGAGGAUAAGCCGGUUUUUAUGAAGGAGCCGGAGGAAGGCCCCUAUCCUAUACCUGCUGCCACCAGUCUGGACUCUGGCUCCCAGCUUGGAGACAAAGAAGAUGAGGAAAUGAACAAAGAGAUUGACAAAGAAUUGUUGGAGUACAGUGUUCAUGCUGGAGUUCAGACAACUCUACAGGUAUUCAUCACGUACUCCUCUAAUGUUUUCCUCCUGGAGCCCGCCAACGACAUCAAGAUCCUUUUGGAGGAGCAUGUCGACAUGUGCAAGCGAGUCCUGAACAUCUAUCGCAGCCUAGUCAUGCAUGAAACCAUGGACCAAAAAACAUGGGAGCAGAUCUUACUGGUUCUGCUGAGGGUGACAGAAUCUGUGAUGAAACGACCACCGUCCAUCAUGCCUCAGGGCAAGAAGAACAACACGCUGUCAGGCAGACUCGCUGGACCUAUCUUUCAGACACUGAUAGUAGCCUGGAUUAAGGCAAACCUGAAUGUCUAUAUAAGCAGAGAGUUGUGGGACGACCUCCUAAACGUCCUCUCCUCCCUGACCUUCUGGGAAGAGCUCGUCACUGAGUGGUCACUCACCAUGGAGACCCUCACAAAGGUGUUGGCAAGGAACCUUUACAGCGUUGACCUGAAUGAACUGCCAUUGGACAAACUCAGUGAACAAAAACAGAAGAAACAUAAAGGAAAAGCCUUCGGUUCAGAGGGCCAGCGGCAGAUUGUGGAUCGUUCCUUCUCAAAAGGCUGGAGCAGAGACCAGCCAGGUCAGGCAGCAGCCAUGAGGCAGCGAAGCGCCACCACUGCCGGCUCACCAGGCAUCGAGAAAGCCCGGUGUAUGGUGCGCCAGAAGACUGUAGCCCUGCGUAGCUGUUCUACGGGGGACUCUCUGCUGUCCUCAGCCUUUAUCCGCAGUGCUAAGAGUGCUCCUGCUCUGGCUCCGCCUCUUCCUGUCCUCCUUCACCACCACCACCCUUUUCUGCCCCCCCUUGCCGACCAUCUGGCAGACCUCGAGGACCCCCCCAUCCUGACGUCCCGCAGCUCUCGAAUGCGCCACUCGUCCCAGAGCGACGAGGCCCCUCCCACCUCCUGUUCUGAGGUGUUUCAGGGCGGGUCCUGCGACCUGGAAGCCCCAUCCUCCCUUGCAAGAAGCAGCAGCGCCUCCGACGUCAUGGAGCCUUUCAUCGCAGAGCGGGUCAAAGGUGAAGACUCUCAGAGGGACCCAGUUUCAAUCCCUAAUCCCCCCGAUCACCUCUCCACAGCUACUUCCUUACUUGCAGCCAACAGCCACACAGCUCAACCCAUCUCACAACCCCUCACCUCCUCUUCUCCCACCCCUUUUACCUUCUCCAAUGGUUUUCAAUCCUCGUCCUUAGAGGCACAAGAUGAUGGUAGUGUUUGUGACCAAUCCUGGAACCAGAUCGGCUCUCAAAGAUGUGGUUCUAGUUCUGAUUGGGUCAGCGGUUGGGACUCCGCCUUCGCCAUCUCAUCCGAAAAGGAAAUUGAUGCAGAAGAAGGGGUAACUGGGACUGAGGCGGAGGAAGAUGAUUUAUUCUCCUCCAUUAGGGAUUAUCUCACUCACAAAGGAGGUGAAAGGAAGGAGGAGGCUGGAGAGAGGGAAGGUCGUACCGACGCAGCUGAAAAUAGUGUCGUUGUACCUGCGCUGGUGCAAACUGGGGUAGCUAGGUCCCAAGUAGAACAUACAGGACAGCCGGGGGAAGUGAAGCAGGUGGUAAGGGAGAACAGGGAGGUAAGUAAGUCAGUGAGACACUCCAGUGUGGACUCCACAGAGGAGAAUGAGGCAGAGCAACGGAGUAUCUAUGAGUGUCUCGAGAUGCAGUGUCAAUGGCCGUCUCCCAACGUUAAGGGAAGCACUACCUUGGAAAGAAUUACUGGGGAGAAAAAAGGAACAAGUACUGGAACAGGAUUAGAAGGAAAGUUUGACAUGUGGAGUCAAAUAAGAGAAGAGAAAAAAGCUGCUGUAGAAGUGAUUGAUAAGUCCAGUUUGAUUAGACAGGAUGCAGUGGAAUCUAGCACUGAAUCAAACCCUCAAGCCUCGGACUCUGCUAAAGCAAAAAUGUCCCGUAUUAGUGGCAAGAAACACCAGUCUGGGAGUGUUCACGUUAGCUUCCGGCCCUCGACCGAGUCUGUCCAGUUCCACAACCCUCUGGAGAAUAAGGAAGCCCACUGGAGAGCAAGGCUCCGUCGACUCAGUCACUUCCACACCCACAGUCACUCGGCUGGGGAGAGGACAGGGGCGGGGACCGGCGUAGGGUCAGGGGGCAAGCUGGGGGCAGGAGCUGCAGGUAAGUUUGGCUCUGUGGCCGGAAUUGGCCACAGAAUAGGGACACAUGAGAAGUUAUCAGGAGCUGUCACGAAUAGCAGUGGAGCAGGGGCCUUAACGGGCGCCGGAGGCCUGGAAAGCAGAGCUGGAACUGCAGGGGACAAGGGAAAGCAACACUCUGGCUCUUGUACGGGAGGCAGCCUUAACCCCGAGGCUCACUCCGAGGUAUUAUUGAGUAGCUCAGGUUUCUCAGGCAUAUCCUCCGGAGUGCGCGGACGUUUGGGACGGUCAGCCUUGCGAUCUCGAGCCUCCCGCUCGCGCUCCCAGGAGCCCGGCAGCACUACCUCACGACACCACCAGGGGGCUCUUCUUGGCGGCGUCUACAAGACCGUUGUCCACGCUCUGUCCUCAAAACCUCGGCCCAGAGGUCAGGGGUCGUCCCAGGGUUCAUCGCCGCAGCGGCAGGGCCGGGCCGCCAUGGGUGACGCAUCGCUAAAGGAUCUCUACUCCCAUGUCCUGGGCUACUUUGGACGAAAGGCGACUGCGCCAGCCACCAAAGAAGAGGUGGUCCCGAAGGCCCGCCCAGUCUCCACUGAUGUAGGAAGCAGCAACCCCAACUUCUCUGACCUCAUGGACGAGUUCAUCCAGGAGAGGCUGAGGGCCAAAGGGACAGCGGGUCGUCGUGGCAGCAGUCCAGGAAGUCUGGAGGUUCCCAGAGACCUGCCAGAGCUUCUGGAGGGGGAUCAGAGUCCGGCGUCCAGAGCUCUUGAUGACCUUCGGCCUAUCGAUGAUCCAGGGGUUCCCUCUGAGUGGACAUCGCCUGCAAGUGCCAGCGGUUCUGAUGUCAUCAGCUCGGACAGCCAGUCGGACUCUUUUAAUGCCUUUCAGUACUCCACAUGCAAAUUUGAGAACUUUACCUUUAGUUCCGACUCCUGUGGAGGAGGUGCUGGAUCUGGAGGCGGUGCAGGAGGAGGGGGUGGAGGCGGCGGCAGAGAAGGCUCAUUGGACCAGGACAGCCUGAGUGGAGGCGUGGCUUCUGAAGAACAUGAAGUAGCUAGUCUAACAACGCUUCACAUCGACUCGGAGACCAGCAGCCUCAGCCACACUGUCACUAUUACUGGUUCUGAGAGUGCAUCACCCAUGCAUUCCCUCGGGGGCUCUCGUUCCCAAACGCCGUCCCCCGCCACACUGACUGCAGAACACGCUGAUCACAAACACUCCCAUUCACACACACACUUGCAGCUGGACCAGAAACUCCACAACUCUGUCCUGCAGACACCUGAUGACCUGGAAACAAGUGAGUUCCCCAGCGAGGACUGCAGUGUGAUGGCAGGCGGCUCUCUGACUGGAUGGCAUGCGGAUGUUGCCACAGUAAUGUGGCGCAGGAUGCUGGGUAUCCUGGGGGAUGUUAACACCAUCAAGGACCCAGAAAUUCAUGCUCAGGUCUUUGACUAUUUGUGCGAACUAUGGCAAAACCUGGCCAAGAUCAGGGAUAAUUUGGGCAUUUCCCUUGAUAACCAGUCGUCUCCCCCACCUCCUGUUUUAAUCCCUCCGCUCAGAAUCCUCACUCCUUGGCUCUUCAAGGCCACCAUGUUGUCAGAGCGUUACAAACAGGGCAAGCUUCAUGCCUACAAGCUUAUCUGCAGGAUCAUGAAGAGACGACAAGAUGUUUCCCCAAACACAGACUUUCUCACACAUUUCUACAACAUCAUGCACCAAGGGCUGCUGCAUCAAGACCAGGACAUUGUGAACACCAUCAUCAAACACUGCAGUCCCAGGUUCCUCAGUAUUGGUCUGCCUGGAGCCACCAUGCUGGUUCUGGACUUUAUCAUUGCAGCAUCUAGAGUUACGGUGUGCUCAUCGCUCAAUGCUCCGAGAGUGGAGGCCCAGAUCCUUCUAGGGUCUUUGGUCUGUUUCCCCAACUUGUAUGGGGAGAUCCCUGCUCUUCACCCAACCACAGCCGACGUGGUGCUCACCAAGUUUCCAGAUGUCAAGGAGCACAUUAUAAAAACCAUUCUGACUUCUGCCAGGGAUGAACCCUCUGCUCCCGCAAGGUGUGUUGCACUGUGCAGUCUGGGUAUCUGGCUGUGUGAGGAGCUGGCUUACGGGACUCAACAUCCGGAGAUUAAAGAAGCUCUUAAUGUCAUCUGUGUUACCCUGAAAUAUCCCAACAAGAAUGUAGCCCUGGUGGCAUCAGACAUCCUUCACCUCCUGAUCAGUUAUGUGGAUCAUCUCCAGAAAUUUCCUCCUGACACUCCAAAGAAGAUUGUUGAGGUUCUGAUUGCCACCAUCACACAUUUGCUGCCGAGCACUGAAUCCUCCCCUCAUGAACUAGAUAAGAGGCUUGUCGUUUCCCUGCUGCUGUGUCUGCUGGACUGGGUGAUGGCUCUGCCCCCCAAGACUCUGCUGCAGCCUGUACAAACACCAAGCCCCUCUGAGAAGGAGCAGCCUACCAAGUCGCUACUCAGCUGUAUCUACAAGGUGCUACAUGGCUGUGUGUAUGGAGCGCAGUCCUUCAGCAGUCCCAAGUAUUUCCCGCUGCAGCUUUCAGACCUGUCCAGUCCAGGUUAUGACCCGUUCUUACCAUUAGAGAGCCUCAGAGAACCAGAACCUCUGCACAGCCCGGAUUCCGAGCGCUCCAGCAAACUGCAGCCUGUCACUGAAGUCCGAAGCCGAAUUCAACAAGGUCUGGUUUCUAUAGCAGCCAGAACAGUUAUUACCCACCUGGUCAACCAUUUAGGACAUUACCCUAUGACUGGCGGACCUGCCACUCUGUCUAGUCAGGUAUGUGAAAACCAAGACAACCCAUUCUGUGAGAGUUCAGAUCUCGGGCCAGAACUGUUCCACUCACCCAACCUCCAGUUUCUGGUUCUGAACGGCUCCACGCUGCUCUCAGUGCUGCAGAUCCGGUCAGAGUCUGGUGUACCAGGAGGUGGAAUGACAGCUGGGUUGUCCUCUGCUCCUGCUUCUGUUCGUGUCAUUAUCCGAGAUGUGGCUGGAAAACACUCCUGGGACUCGGCCGUCCUCUACGGGCCUCCGUCGAGUUCCCCAAGCAGCCCAGCACACACUCAGUCACCUCAUCUUCAUCUACGCACCCCUACAGGAGGUCUACAGAGAAAGAUGGAGGGAAAAAGAGAGGAUAGGGAGGGGGAGGGCCAAGAGGAAAGGGGGACAGAGGAGGGAGCAAGAGGGAUGGAAGCUGACAUGCAAGAGCUUCAGGAAGAAGGGGAGGAGGAAAUGGAGGAGAUGAAAGCCAGUGAGGAGGACAAGGAAGAGCAACGAGGUGAUGGGGAUGGUGGGGCAGCUGAGGAAGGAGGGGAAGAAGAAGAGGAGGCAAGGACUGAGAGUCAAAUGGAUGGAGAGCUGAGCUCAGAGCAGCUCCUAACUCCACCACUGGCUAAGCGCGUGUGUCUGGAGGCGGUGCCAACAUGGGAGUCGCUGAUGGAAGGAGAUGAUUCUCUGGAUGAAAUGCUGCAGUACCUGGGAUACUCCAGCCCCGAGUGUCUGCAGAGAGCAGGGAUGCCCCUCAACAUCCCAGCCGCUCCGCCAACGUGUGUUUCAGAGAAGCAGGAGAAUGAUGUGAUCAACGCCAUCCUGAAACAGAGCGCCGCUGAGCGGGAGUUUGUGCUUCAUAGAGGUGAGGGGCUGAACAUGAGAGCAGUUCAGCAAACUGAACCAGAGACUCAGACGCCACAGUCGGCCUUCUACUACUGCAGACUGCUGAUAAACAUCCUGGGACUGAACUCCUGGGAGAAGAGAAGUAACUUUCAUUUGCUGAAGAAGAACGAGAAGCUACUGAGAGAGCUGAAGAACCUGGACUCACGGCAGUGCCGUGAGACCCAUAAAAUUGCAGUAUUUUACGUUGCUGAAGGUCAAGAAGAUAAACACUCCAUACUAACAAACACAACCGGCAGCAAAGCUUAUGAAGACUUUGUCUCAGGACUCGGCUGGGAGGUGGACCUCACCACUCACUGUGGGUUCAUGGGAGGCCUUCAGAGAAAUCGCAGUACGGGCCAGACCACACCUUACUAUGCCACUUCCACCACCGAAGUCGUCUACCACGUCUCCACUCGCAUGCCCCAUGACCAGGACCACAACCUCACCAAGAAGCUCCGACACCUGGGUAACGACGAAGUCCACAUCAUUUGGUCAGAACAUUCCAGGGACUACCGCCGAGGGAUCAUCCCCACUGAAUUUGGGGAUGUGUUAAUCAUCAUCUACCCCAUGAAGAACCAUAUGUAUUCCAUUCAUAUACUCAAGAAACCAGAGGUGCCGUUCUUCGGCCCGUUGUUUGACGGUGCCAUAGUGGACAUGAAGAUUUUGCCCACCAUGGUUAGAGCCACGGCUAUCAACGCAAGCCGAGCUCUGAAAUCCCUCAUUCCUCUGUACCAGAACUUCUAUGAAGAGCGAGCCCGAUACCUGGAAACCAUCGUGCAGCACCACCAGGAGCCGACUACGUUUGAGGAUUACGCGGCUCGAGUCUACAGUCCUGCUCCCUGCACUCACCUGCCCUCGGACACAAGCUCCUGCCUAGAGAUUCUUCGGGGAGAAAGUCCGGCUCUUGGGGAGGCCGGGAGCGACUCGGCGUCCCCCAUGUCACCUCGGACUAGCAAGAGCCGCAUGUCCAUGAAGCUGCGACGCUCCUCUGGAUCUGCCAAUAAGAACUGAACUCUCCCCGUUAGCGCAGACGAAGCUUUCCGUCCCCCUUGGAAACAUGGCACAUACACGUGCCAGAAUAACUGAAAUGAACUAUUCCAAGAAAUAGAAGCAAUUACAAAUAGAUGUUUUCCACAGGAAACAUUAUGAUUGGUUUUCUUUUACCUGAACAUAACCAUUAAUGGUGUUGAUACACUUCUUCUCAUCCCAGUUUCUUAUGCCUUUUCUGUUCAGAACACUCCCACAUAUUGUUAUAGUCUUGAAUAUACAUGAGAUCAUAUUCUGCUGUAUGUAUCUGCUGCUUUGCUUAGAAAAACAAAGUCAUAUCAGUAAGCAGCAUGCUGGGAUUUGAAAAAGUAGAAAAAGUUGAAUCCGUGUAUCCAAAGCAGCGCAGUAUCAGUUCAUAACAUUGUGUGCCAUGUUAGAAAAGUGCAUAAAUGCCAGUGUACCCAGGACUGCAAAGAGCCCAAGUGUGCCACAUUACACACUGCUCUGCAUACGGUUUUAGAAAGGAAGGUCAGUGAAAUGAAACCACAGAACAAAUAUGUGUGUGGUGUUGAACGUUGCUGUGGGGGAAUCUGUAUUUUUGUAUCAAAGUUAGUUUGUAUGUACGGACAGAAGGAGGAGUUUUGAUAUGAGAAGCAACAGGAGUAGUGGCUGGAAAGUGUUGCAUGAAAAAAGUAAGAUGAAAGUAUUUUUGUUUCCACGCAGCGCCGGUCUUUCAUAAUAGAUAAAGGCAGGGUUGCUUCUGGUCUGAGUUCAAGAAAUGUAAAUAUAAGUCAGUUUAAUUAAAAGACAUGUAUUUAUGGAUCUUCUCAAGCAUCAUACUCAAGCCAAAAAAGUAUGUUUGAAUCCAAAGGAUUGCCAGCCUGAACCUCCAGGACUGAAAUGAGCUGACUCCUCCUGGAGUGAUGCAAGGUACAGUGUUAUGAGGACGAAGGUGGUGUUCAUCUUUCACAAAGGAGAAUAAAACACUCUUGAACAUAAAAAAGACAGAAAGAUCAAAGAGGAAGCACUUGAUACAUAGUGGUUUGUUUUUCUUUUUCUUUGUUUUUAGUUCAUGUUGUAAAAUGUGGACAAGCACUGAUGUUUAUUGCAUUUAUUAUCCUUUUGCUUUGUUUUGACUGUACAUUUUACUUUCAAUUUCACUCAAAUAAGAAUGUUAUAUGCUGUAUUUUUUUCACUCGGUCAUCUGAGAAGCAAAGCCAGUUUUUCGUAGGUCACUUUUCAUUUUCAUAUACAGUUCGUGUUAGGAUGGGAGGAAGACCGGGGCUGGUGGGAAUGUCGCUGUGUGUUGCAUUUUGCAUUUAAAAAUUCUAAUGUGAGAGUUCUCCAUAUUUCAGUAUUUUACUUAUUGUUCAAUUCCUCCAAUGUUUUUCUGGUGGAGGUGGUUUCAGGAAGGAAACUGUGGAGUAGAGAUGUCAACAAAAACAGAUACUGCAGAUCAUAAAGAAAAAAAAUGAAGCAGUUGUUGGUUAAUAAUCACUUAAAAAAUGAAUAUCAAAAGAAAACAGCAUGCAGUCACAAUGUAUUUAACAUUAGUUCUGCACUACAACACUUCUGUAAAAAUAAAACAUGUAAAAAAAAAAGAAA